This is a messenger RNA of Vigna radiata var. radiata (mung bean), 770 nucleotides long. RefSeq lists its product as uncharacterized. The coding region runs from base 241 to 417 and encodes 58 amino acids. The record is from RefSeq and is a predicted model, not a curated record. The transcript is spliced from 5 exons. Lineage: Eukaryota; Viridiplantae; Streptophyta; Magnoliopsida; Fabales; Fabaceae.
AACCCUGAAAAUAUAAGAAUCUUUCUUCCUUCUGUCGCGACAGUGUCUCACUCUUUCACCUCCAUCUCUGCAAUCCCCGUUGUCGGAGAAAAACCCGUCCGUGAAUCCAUUUUUGGAGCGAGCAUUGUGCACGCCUACCCUUGCCUGCAUCUUCCAUUGUGAAGAGCCAAGGAACAGGGUUGCAGUUUUCAUCCCGAUUUAGUGCUGAAAGAGGGCUUUGUCUCUCUAUAAGAAAGCAGUAUGCCGCACAGAACCCGACCCAUGACAGCACUCUUGGUGUUCACUGCACUAAAUACAGUUUUAUGUGCAACCAUUACUCCAGUCUAUGAUUUUGUUUGCUUUCUUCCGUACUGGGAAAGAAGGAGGGAAAGACGUCGCCAGCAACGUGAAGCUACUACAGCUAACAGUACAAAUUAGCCAUGACAGGAUUUAAUUGGAGAACCUUUCUGUAGAAUUUGUGAGUAUAAUUGUUGGAGGUCCGUGCAGUUGAAAAGAAACAGCAGACAGGAAGGAAGAAAAGACGAAAAAUAACAAAGCAAACUGCAUUUCCAUGUGAAAGCAUUCAAUUAAAAUCUUCCAUGGCGUUGAGGGAAACUUCCAUGUAGUUCCUCUUACUGCUUUUACCAUUUCCCUUGGGAUGUUUAUUAGGUGCAUGAUGAUUGUUCAUGAUCAGCAACCACUAUCGGUUCAUUAAUAUGACAGCAAGUUGGUGCCAUCUGCCAUUGUAGUUCUAGGGUUUCCCUUAUAUAUCAUGGCAACAUUCAAAUGCA